AUGCCAUCUUCGUCUCAUCCCAGCAAUAAGAUUUCUGCUUCUAAAACAUGUAUAGCAAUUAUGCGCCAAAACAACUCUAAAGCCCUGGGUGAGGUAACUUUUUAUGGAUAUGCCAUAGGGUCACAGAUCAUGAGCCUACCUGCUCAAAAGGCAGAAAAAUGCUGGCCCAGAGCAAAAUUCAUAAGGGCACUAUCAAAAGCGAAACUGCCAGUUCAGCUUAAGGGUAUGGUCCACAGAAAUCCCGAAAAUAUGCCAAUUAACUCAUAA
Dovyalis caffra is the source of this 267-nucleotide messenger RNA. The record is from the annotation of a GenBank genome assembly. NCBI's taxonomy places the organism in Eukaryota, Viridiplantae, Streptophyta, Magnoliopsida, Malpighiales, Salicaceae.